This is a messenger RNA of Helobdella robusta, 1744 nucleotides long. RefSeq lists its product as hypothetical. The transcript is spliced from 10 exons. Gene Ontology annotation, cellular component: plasma membrane; cytoplasm. The record is from RefSeq and is a predicted model, not a curated record. NCBI's taxonomy places the organism in Eukaryota, Metazoa, Annelida, Clitellata, Rhynchobdellida, Glossiphoniidae. Gene Ontology annotation, biological process: phosphatidylinositol-mediated signaling; phosphatidylinositol phosphate biosynthetic process. Bases 1 to 1326 code for a protein of 441 amino acids. Gene Ontology annotation, molecular function: 1-phosphatidylinositol 4-kinase activity.
AUGAAUGUUAAACUCGAUCAGAUGGGUUACGUGUAUGAGUUUAUUUUGUGGGCCUGCGGGAUAUCUCAAGUUCUAGCCCACCAGUUCAUCUGGAACAUGAAGACGAACAUUUUCAAAGACGAGGAAGGUCUCCUGUAUGAUGACCAGAUUGGCGAGAUCCUUGAAAAUCUAAUGGAGCAGAUCAAGAAAUCGUCAACAGCUGCGGCUAGGCUGUUCUAUGAGAGAGAGUUCGAGUUCUUCUUCAAGAUCACCGACAUUUCUAGGAUCAUUAAACCCUUCCCGAAAGGUGAGGAACGUAAGAGGGCCUGUCUGAAGGCCCUGAGGGAGGUGCCCCUGCAAGUCGGCUGCUACCUGCCCUCCAAUCCUGAAGCCAUUGUCGUUGAUAUUGAUUAUAAUUCUGGAACCCCAAUGCAGAGCGCUGCAAAAGCGCCAUACCUGGCAAAGUUCAAGGUGAAAAAAUGCACUGUAAAGGAACUGGAAGAGAUUGGAAUGUCUGAUGAUCCUGCAGAAUACUUGAAACAACUGGAUAGCAAAAGUUCGGAAUGUUGGACUGCUUCCAUAUUCAAAGUUGGAGAUGAUGUUCGACAGGAUAUGCUGGCUCUGCAAAUUAUCUCAUUCUUCAAAGAUGUCGUUGAAAGCGUAGGUCUUGAAAUGAAGUUGUUCCCAUACAGAGUGGUUGCCACCUCACCCGGAUGCGGAGUGAUUGAAUGUGUGCCGGACAGUCGGUCGCGAGAUCAGAUAGGCCGGCAGACUGACAUAGGCAUGUACGAUUAUUUCAUCACGAAGUAUGGCGAUGAAUCUACAUCGACAUUUCAAAAUGCACGACGCAACUUUGUGAUGAGUAUGGCAGCCUACAGCGUGAUAACGUACAUACUGCAGAUCAAGGACCGGCACAAUGGCAAUAUAAUGCUUGAUAGCCAGGGACAUAUCAUACAUAUUGACUUUGGCUUCAUGUUCGAAAGUUCGCCAGGAGGCAAUAUGGGGUGGGAGCCAGAUUUCAAACUGAACGACGAGAUGGUGCUCAUCAUGGGAGGUUCCAUGGAGGCCGCGCCCUACAAAUGGUUCCAGGAGAUCUGCGUUAGGGGAUAUUUAGCUCUCAGGCAACACAGAGAGUCCGUCGUCUCAUUGGUCUCUCUGAUGUUGGACACCGGACUUCCGUGUUUCCGGGGAAGGACCAUCAAGCAGCUGAGGGCUCGUUUCUUCCCGAAUCAUUCCGAGAAGGAAGCUGCCCAGGAGAUGCUGAAAGUUAUUUAUAGCUGCUAUCAGAGUUUUCGCGGCAAGACGUACGACAUGAUCCAGUACAUACAGAAUCAAAUUCCUUAUUGAUUGUUGUGUGUGUGUGUGUUCGUGUUUUGUGUGUGUGUUUUGUGUAUGUGUACGUGCGAUUGUGUGUGCGAUUGUGUGUGUGUGCGCGCGAUUGUGUGUGGUUUACAUAUUUCAUUGCUGUUUUCAGGAUUUUUGUAGAGAGUUAAGACAUAGAUUGAUGUGUAUUAUUAUAUUAGUUUGUAAGCGUUAAGCAUAUUACAACAUCGUUUGUAUAUAUACAAUGUAAAUUGUAUGCUGUAUGAUAAUCAGUAUUUGUAUAUCUUUGCAUGUUUUUUUGUAUUGUUUGUUCGUGAUUUUUUGAUCAAAUUUCAUUUGUAUGAACAUGAAUGAUACAUAGCAGAUGGAUAUAUACAUGGAUAGUCUGGCUUUUCCAACCAAUGUCAAUUGUAUCAUAUUCAUUAAUUUUUUAAACUUUUUC